Messenger RNA from Hyposmocoma kahamanoa, 2008 nucleotides. Its product is annotated as retinol dehydrogenase 14. Lineage: Eukaryota; Metazoa; Arthropoda; Insecta; Lepidoptera; Cosmopterigidae. The record is from RefSeq and is a predicted model, not a curated record. The coding region runs from base 162 to 1181 and encodes 339 amino acids. The transcript is spliced from 3 exons.
AUGCAGGAUAGUAUUGACGCUCCCCGAACUAAUGCCUAGGAUCGUCUCAAUGUUCGUGUACGUGUUUCGUGGGUCUUCUCGCACCAACAUUUCAGAUGUCCACAUAUUUUCUACAGUAACUGCUGUUUCCGGGCGUCCGCCUCUUAGGUCAUCUUCAAGACAUGAUAGUAGCCGAAUACUGGAGGGCGGAUUACCUUUACUGGGUAUUCCCGGUCAUCUUCAUCCUUGGUCUUCUAGCCAUACUUGGAUUGUUAGCUGUUGUUCUCCUCAUAAGACUCUACGCUCAGUACACUUGCGGCCGAUUUCGUAAUAAAACCAGAAUGGACGGGAAAACUGUAAUCGUUACUGGAUGUACCAGUGGGAUCGGAAAAGAAACAGCAAGAGAGCUGGCGAAGAGGGGCGCUAGGGUUAUUAUGGCAUGCAGGAAUAUUGAGGCUGCUGAGAAAGUCAGAGAGGAAAUCAUUGACACAACAAAGAACACAAAAGUACUCGUCAAUAAACUGGAUUUGAGCUCCUUUGCGUCAAUUCGCAAAUUCGCGGAAGAUAUCAACAAGACAGAAACUCAAUUGGACGUCCUUAUUCACAAUGCUGGAUACGCUCAGACUUUCAAAAAGGAUAAAUCCGAAGACGACAUAGAACUGACCAUGGCUACAAAUCACUACGGUCCAUUUCUAUUGACUCAUUUGUUAAUAGAUUUGCUAAAAAAGAGUGCUCCGUCUAGGAUUGUCGUUGUCGCUUCUUCGUUGUACAGACUAGCUUCAUUCAACUUGAACAACCCGAACCCGGUUAAUACUCUGCCUGGAUAUUUGUACUACGCCUCGAAAGAAGCAAACAUACUUUUCACCAGAGAGUUAGCCAGAAGAUUGGAAGGUACUGGAGUGACAGCGAACUGUUUACAUCCAGGAGUGGUUGAUACCGGAAUCUGGCGGUCUGUUCCUGCUCCUCUGAGCUGGCCCUUGGCUUUGAUCAAUAAAUUAUUCUUCAAAACGCCAGUUCAGGGUAGUCAGACGACUGUCAUGCUGGCUGUUGAUGAAAAAUUGUCCACAGUAACUGGAAAGUACUUCUCGGAUUGCAGAGAAAGCACUUUAUCCGCGUCCGUUUCUGACAUGAACAAGGCUAAGAAGCUUUGGGAGAUUUCGGAAAAGAUGGUUAAAUUGGAAGAAAACGAUCCCAAGAUUUAAUAAAACCAAUGGAAAUGGAGUAAAUUUGUCUUUAAGUAAACAAAUCCACGUGAUCCCAGGAAGUAUUCGCAAAUUUAAUGCGAGAAACAUUGAGAAAGGUUAUUUUGUACUGGACACAUUCAUUCUACAAGGUUUUGAAAACGCUAUUAAUAUUAAGUAGUUGGUAUUGCAGGGACGCUAGUAUAAAAUUAGUAAACAAUAGGAUUGAAGUUACAAAACCGCGUCGGGUGAUUUCGACAGAAUCGAAAUUAUUGUAAGGCCGUUAGGGUUAUGUUAGUUAAUGUGCUAAUAUGGUGUUAACGAUGCGUUAUUUUUAUAAAAGAUUUGUAAAUUUAUUAAGUGUUAUAAUCAUUAAUAAUAAAGCUUACAAAAUAAGUCUUGACUUAAAUUAUACAAUAACAAUAAUGUUUUGUGUGUAAAACCAUUUAAGGAAACUGAGGCUAGAAAUAAAAUUACUGAUUUCGAUCACGUUUUUUUAAAAGUUUUUUUUUCACACACUCCUAGCCUCGCACUAGAAAGUAUGUGACUACCGCUCUGUCAACUGAGCUACAGACCGAGUCAGCAGAUCUUACGAAUUUCUUUAUGUGCCUGUGCGGAUGUUUGUGCUGGGUUUAAACGGCUUUUUUGCUGCCACCUGUGAGAUGUUACAAAAGUUUCUUCACUCAGGUACCUAAAUGGCUAUCAGAAAACUGACAAAGAUGUCGCUAUAUUUUUUUAAAGCACACACUCAUAGCCCCGCAUUAGGGACGCCCAUAUCCAUACACACCUAGACAACCACAAAUUACACCCAAACACACGAGACAAAUUUUUAAAGAUUUCUCUCACCC